Messenger RNA from Ruditapes philippinarum (Manila clam), 1832 nucleotides. Its product is annotated as glycoprotein 3-alpha-L-fucosyltransferase A-like. Lineage: Eukaryota; Metazoa; Mollusca; Bivalvia; Venerida; Veneridae. The record is from RefSeq and is a predicted model, not a curated record. Gene Ontology annotation, molecular function: alpha-(1->3)-fucosyltransferase activity. The coding region runs from base 25 to 1113 and encodes 362 amino acids. Gene Ontology annotation, cellular component: membrane. The transcript is spliced from 2 exons.
UUACAGUUAACCAUUGCGUUUGCUAUGUUUGUGUUCUUGUCACUGAACUUGCUGAAAAAACUCUCGAAUGCAAAUGAGGUUCAAGUACAGUUGACAUCGAUGGGACCAAUUAUUACAAGUAAGGAAAGGUUUCGCAUUCUCUGGUACAACCCAACUGUACAUUUAACUGUUAGUCAUAAGGAUGCGUUGCAUUGUGGGUUUGAAAAGUGCAAAUACAAUAACUGUGAUAUGACUGUAAAUACAUCAGAUGCAGAUAUCAGUCAGGCUAUCAUUUUUGAUGGUCGUAGAAUGCCAAAGAAUGUUAGCUUCACUCGUCCAAAUGGCCAGAUAUGGAUUUUCGCAGCUCACGAAUCUCCUAUUUCAUACGGCGACACAGGGACAUGGUGGUAUAGAAAUAAAGAAUACUCCUUCAACUGGACGAUGACUUAUGACAAAGAUAAUUCUGACAUAUAUUUGCCAUACGGAGAAAUACUGAAACACAAAUCAGAAGUAAUACGGGAUUACAAAUCAAUUUCUCAAAAGAAAAACAAAACACUCUUAAUAAUAGUUUCUCAUUGUAAUGUCAGGUCUAAACGUCAGGAAUAUGUAAAUAAGUUAAAGAAAUAUGUUGACGUUGAAGUAUUAGGAAACUGUGGGAAAAAGUGGACAUGUGGUACUCACUACAAACACGACGAAGACUGCUUCAAACUUUUAAAUACCACUUUUAAGUUUUACUUAGCCUUCGAAAAUGCGUUUUGUCACCAGUAUAUAACAGAGAAGUUUUACGAUAAUUUCAAUUAUGAUCUAAUUAUGUUGGUACGUGGUGGAAGCCCUGGCGAAACUAAACAAAUAUUUCCCGAGGGAACAUUUUUAUCAACCGAUAAAUUCGAAUCCGUUGAAGAUCUUGCACACUUUCUUAAACAUAUCAGUGUUGAAACGUAUACCGCCUUUUUAAAGCGGAAAAGUCAAUAUUACUCAGCUGGGUAUUUGUAUGUAUAUCAAAGAGCUAUGUGCAACUUAUGUGAAAGGAUGAAUCAUCAGAGCAAAUAUGCAAAAACAGUCACAGAUAUAAAGGAAUGGGCAUUUGGCCCUAAACCUUGCAUUGAUCCAAAUGACGUGACAGAUGUGCGAUGAAUGAACGUUAAACAGCAGUUUAAAUUUUUAUACUUAAGUGUGUGUUUAUGAUUAUUUUAUAUGUCGACAAUAAGGAAGCACCCAUACCGUAUAAGUACUUAUUUCUGCGGGCUUAAUAUUCUGCGAUUUUUGUUAAAAUAAGGGGUUUUAAAUUUCUGCGUAUCUUAUUUCUGCGGUGUUAUCAUUCUCGCAUUGAUGUUUUUUAUUUCUGCCGUUUAAUUUAGAUAUUUGUACAAAAUUAACCGAUACAAACAGACAAUAUUUCAAGAUGUGUUGAUGUAACAUGUACAUUACUUCCGGUAAACAUGCAGACGACUUCUAAUGUGUUUUACCGUAAUAAUCAUGUAUCGGUAUAUAAACAUUAAUAAACAAAGAUUAACAACGUGCAAUGACAACAAUUAAUUGUAAUACUGCAUGUGUAUAAAUAUGAAGUGUGAAAAAUAAACAAUCAUGGUAAAAUCGCACGUAGAAACAAAAUAUUGAACAAAUACAAAAGGGUAUGUUUAUUGCACCCAUCAAACUAUAAUAGUUUAAUUUUACAAAAAAAAAACAAUCAAGCUAAGAGUGAGCGAAAAUCAUACAAACAUUUAUUUAAACAAAAAGAACAAGUAAAGUAACCUUUUUCUAAUAUUUUAUCCAUGACGGAUACAUAAAGAAAACUUCCCAUCUACAAAACCGAUAACGGUACAUGGUAAUGUAAUUAUACAAUACCGGUAGUU